Messenger RNA from Lobosporangium transversale, 741 nucleotides. RefSeq lists its product as hypothetical. NCBI's taxonomy places the organism in Eukaryota, Fungi, Mortierellomycota, Mortierellomycetes, Mortierellales, Mortierellaceae. The transcript has 3 exons. The record is from RefSeq and is a predicted model, not a curated record. The coding region runs from base 1 to 741 and encodes 246 amino acids.
AUGAUAUCCUUGUGCUCCCGUAAAUUUAUGAUCUCCUUGCUGCAAUUAAUGGUCCAAUGGCGCCUAUUAAACAUUGACGUCUUGGUGUCCGUUUGCGCAAUGCUGUCCUAUGAAAUUCUGAAGCGUUUCUUGAUUUCCCUGUGCCUGCACCAAAGAGAAAUAGGUAGAGGGACAUGUACAUUUUAUCAUGACUUCCAGCCCCGGAACUGUCUCAUCAGCAUUAAUACGAUAUUGCGAUACAAAUUACCAUUGGGAAGGCUUCGACUAUUGAUGGACAGGAACUUCCAAAAGGUCUUCAAACAUCUUGAUUGCAGAUUCUUUGUCUGUCAAUUUGAAACGUCUCACGAAAUUGGGGAAGCACACAUGUUCUUGAUGUGGAGUCUUGGUAGUCACCCAUUUAUAUGGACUUUUGGUACUGUCAUCUCCUAUGAUAUCAUACAAGGAAAGGGUAAGGAAAUCCAAUUAGAGAUUAUACUAUUACUAAUCAAAUUCAAAAGUCGAAAAUGUCGCCAAUCAAACAGAUCGAUCACAAGGCGCCACUGUCGGCGUUACCAUGCAAAGCUCUCUGGUGACCACCAAUAUCAUAGCUACCCCCGCUCAGUUGAGCCGGAAGUAUAUCAACCGGAGCUAAGGAAGCGAAGCUACGUGCGAUAUAGUGUUUCAAAGCGCGAUCAAGUGAAUCAAUUACAUGCCUUAGUCUGGCCUGGGGUCUACAGUCACCUGAACAGAAAUGAAUUAUGA